CGCUGGGCGUGGGGCUCCCCGAAACGCCGGGCCGACUGCCUAGGAGUGGCCCGUUGCCCGCCGCCUGGGCCUGGGAAGCCUCUGCAGCAGGCCCGGAACCCCCUCCGGAGGAGCGCCAACCGCGGUGGGGCUGGUUUCCGAGAUACAGAUGUCGUUCUCCUUUUAACCGUCGCAGCAGAUUAGACAUUAUUGACCAGAAAUAAAAAAGCCUUUGGAGGCCAUAUCGUCUUCGAGAGCACCUUCUUAGAACCCAUUUCUGUGUUUUGAGAUCGCAAAAGUACCGUUUUCACAUCCAGAGCAAAGAAAAUACUAUGACUAUUGGAAAUGAGCCUGAAGGAAAUUUUAAACCUUGAAUAUGCAAAUUUUUGCCCUUGCAUUAGUUUAAAAAAAAACAACCAAAUUCUGAUAUUUAAUUGAUGCCUUUUUAAAAUACUAAAUUGUUUACUUCUUUUGCCUAGGUCUCUGUUGGCUAGUUGAAACAAAAAAAUAAAUAUGACCUUCUACAGUUAUAAUUCAUUCUUAGCUAUUUUGUGGACAAGAUUGCCUAGCCAUUUUGUCUAUCCUUCCUGCUCUCACUCCCCAUCACUUGCAUUUCUCCACUUGCCAGAUUCUCAUUUACGAACGACCUAUAUGAAAAGCUAUGGAAGCAGGAAGUACUCCUAUCCCAGUCUACCAGGCAAUAAAGUCCAUCCUUUACGAACUAGACUCACACAAAAACUACACACAACUUGUUGGCUACAAAAUCACCCCAGUAAACCUCAGCCAGAGCAAAUCCCAGAAAAGCCUAAGCCAACGAGCCCUCUGCCUCCCAAAGGAGCUGAGACGGAGAUUACAGAAGAAAAGCGAUCUUUUGGACAAAAAAUCAUGAAUGAACUCAAGUAUUAUUACAAUGGAUUCUAUUUACUUUGGAGUGACACCAAAGUUGCCGCCAGAAUAGUUUGGAGGCUACUGCAUGGACAGGUGCUAACGAGACGAGAGAGGCGAAGGCUGUUGAGAACUUGUGUUGAUGUCUUCCGAUUGGUUCCAUUUAUGGUGUUCCUAAUUGUACCUUUUAUGGAAUUCUUGAUACCAUUGUUUCUGAAGCUCUUCCCAGAAAUGUUGCCAUCAACUUUUGAAAGUGAAUCCAAAAAGGAAGAAAAACAGAAAAAGAAGAUGGCUGCUAAAUUGGAAAUAGCAAAAUUCCUUCAAGAGACAAUGACAGAAAUGGCGAGGAGAAACCUAGCCAAGCUGGGAGACGCCUCCUCACAGCUCUCCUCCUAUGUGAAACAGGUCCAAACAGGCCACAGGCCCAGCACUAAGGAGAUAGUUGGCUUCUCCAAACUCUUCGAGGAUCAGUUAGCCCUGGAACACUUAGAUCGGCCCCAACUGGUUGCCCUGUGCAAGCUGCUGGAAUUGCAGACCUUCGGAACAAACAAUUUGCUCCGCUUCCAGCUCCUGAUGACACUGAAGUCUAUAAAAGCAGAUGACGAAAUAAUUGCCAAAGAAGGGGUGAAGGCUAUGAGUGUGCCAGAGCUACAGGCUGCCUGCCGGGCACGAGGGAUGAGAUCAUUGGGCCUCACUGAGGAACAACUGUCGCAGCAACUCUCAGAGUGGCUGGACCUCCACCUGAAGGAGAAUGUCCCUCCUUCUCUUUUGCUCCUGUCACGAACCUUCUACCUAAUAGAUGUGAAGCCAAAGCCCAUCGAACUACCACCAAGUAUAGAG
Messenger RNA from Cricetulus griseus (Chinese hamster), 1704 nucleotides. The record is from RefSeq and is a predicted model, not a curated record. NCBI's taxonomy places the organism in Eukaryota, Metazoa, Chordata, Mammalia, Rodentia, Cricetidae.